CUUUUAGUUGUGAUCGUCCGGUAAAGUCCACAGUAGGAAAUGUAUUUGCUUAGCUCUAAAUCGUAGCGGUACUCUAAUCUGGAAACAAGUAAAGGCUGUUUAUCAUCUGGACUUGGAGCACGCGGAGGAAUAUUAUACCACGUUAACGGAUGCGAGGGUUCUAUGUUUAAUGUAGCGCGCGCUGAAAAUUAACAAGCGGGUCCUCGAGACGGCUUAUUGAAUUUAGUUCGUUGGGGAUUUGAUUUUUAAAGUUUCGUAUUAGCUUUUGCUCUUGUCAAUGGCUAUUGUAUGUUAUUGGUCGUAAAUAUUAUUACAGGUAAGACUGUCUUGGAAAAAUGCCACUUUAUGGUAAAAUUGUUGUUAUCAAGAGGAAUGGUGCGGAUGGAAACGAAUAUCCUUUAACUGCAACAUCCUGCUUAUUUGGAAGGAAAGCUGAAUGUGACAUCCGUAUCCAGUUGCCUCAUGUUUCUAAAGAACACUGCAAGAUUCAAGUAAAUGAAAACAAAGAGGUUACAUUAAUUAACUUGAGUGCAGUUAAUCCUACUCAUUUGAAUGGUAGUUCUGUUCAGCAACCUGUGCGUUUAAAACAUGGAGAUGUAUUCACAAUUAUUGAUCGUUCUUUCAGGUUUGAAUAUUCUUCAGAAUCUACACCUAGACAGAGAAGAUCUACAUCAGUGAAGAAAGAUGUUUUGCAGCAAACACCUGAAUGUGAAGAAACACGUGGAAGAGGACUGCGCAGAAGUCUUCAUACUCCUGGUAAGGCCAGUGAAUUCAAGGAUGUUACUGCAGAGUGUGUGAACCUUCCCGAUACGGCUGUCACAAAUGGUGAUGCAACACCUCAUUCCAGAAAGACCACACCCAAAACUGUAGAAUCUAAAAUCAUUCUGGAGAAUGUCGCGAAGGACAAGUCCCCUUUUCGUGAACUGUACACGUUGUAUAAAGACCAAAUUGAAACACCCAAGGGUCUGGAUGUACACUAUGAGAAUUUUUCUAGCCAUGGAAGUCUGUCUGUUCUUGAUAAUACACAGCAGGAAAAAACUCCUUUCUUUGCAGUACGUAAAAGUGCUCGCAAAAGCCAGGGUGAAGAUCCAACCCUUUCUGCAGUUAAUGCACAGUUUUUACAGGCCGUUGACGAGUACGGAAAUCAAGAUGUUGCUCAGAGGUCACCUGUGUCUAGACGGAGUAAAGUUGGUAGGAAAAGCCUGACUCUGGCAGAACUUUCUCAGCCCGACUCUGAACAGAUUUUACUUUCAAAAUACAGUACGUUGGAGAAAUCAUUUGAAGAUGCAAACAGAAGUCCCAGCAGAAGUCGUCGCAGUGUAGGGUCCAAAAGUAAAGAAACUGUUACUGUAACAGUGGAUGCAGUAAGCAAGAGUAUUGUGGACAAUAAUGCAUCUCAUUUAAAUGAGAGAAGUCUUGUAGAAUGUAACCAGUCCCAAGGUUCCUUGGAUGCUGAAAGUGAAAACCAAGUCAGCAUGACAGCUGGUCAGGUUCGUAAGCGUCGAAGUCGCUCUUCCCGGGGAUUCAUAAUGGACAUGAAUGUGGGUAUUGAUAACAUCAGUGGCUUGAAGUCCCCUGAAGGGAUUCCUUCCCCAAAGGCUACAGGUUCUGAUAAGCAUUAUAGUGUUGCAGGUGAUGCACAGAGCUCUUCAACACCUGAAAAAUAUAUAAAUGAGCCAGGAUCUAGGAGAAAUUCUGCUUCCAGGAAGUCUUUCAGUGCAGAAGAAGUCUUAAACAAAAUUCAAGAAUCAAGUUCAUGUGUUUCAGAUCUAUCAGACCUUUCUGACAACAGUAGGCCGAAACUGAUAACAUCUCCUAGAAGUGUUCAUUUGUCCCCUCGUAAAGUAGAAAUUCAGGAGCAUGUUACGGACAGAGUAGAUUCUUCACUGAAACAAAUGAGAGUGAGAACAUCAUCUCCUAAAGUGAGUUCUAGCCCAUCCCCAGAAAGAUCAUCUAAAAAAUUGGUUGUAAAGAGGGCGGAAGAGGUAGCUUCAGAAAUAACUGUGGGAACACCACGUGGUGCCAGGAACCAGUCAGGGAAGUCGCCAAGGAAAAGAAGAAGCGGUGAACUUGAUCCAUUAAAUGAGCCAUUGCCUAAGAGGAAGAGAGUGUCUUUUGGAGGACAUUUGAGUCCAGAGCUGUUUGAUAAACGUUUGCCACCAAACUCACCCCUUCGGAGGGGUGCUACUCCUAGGAGAUUAAGUUUGGGAAGCAAACCUCGUGCUGUUCUGAAAAGAGCUUCUCUGGGAAUGAAACAUUCCACAAUUCAGGAGCAGGCUGAGGGAAAGACCUCUGUAUCCCCUUCGAGGCAGAGAGCUUGUGUGUCUGGCGAAAGUUAUACUGCACGGAAAAGCAGCCCUUCAGUAAUUGGCUUACCAUCCAAGGUACAUGCUGCACCACUUGUUAGAAGGUCCCUUGAUGGGAAGAAUCGGUCUCGGAGUAUCUCUCUGUCGUCACCUGAAGAGACAUCUUCAAAAUUGGAACCUGUUCUGGGCCUUGGAAGUCCAUCACAAGACAGACCACGUGGAACAGCUUCAAAAAGUCCUUCCCCUGCAAAAAGCAAUGAGAACAGAGCUUCCACUGAACUGGUUAUGGCAAUGGUCCUUUCCCCAAAGGGCUCCAAGAGAGGUAGGAGGUCGUUUUCAGAAUCUCCAACCAGGAGUAGUGUACUGAAUCUGUCAGGAAAACUGUCCCCAAAACAAAGAUCCCUUUCAAAUUUGUCACUAGAAAAUCCAUCCUUUGCAACACCUGUUCAUCCGUUUCUUGGAAAGAAAGCCAGUGUGCCAACAUGUGGUUUGAAUCUGUCCCUCCCUGAAUCAUCAGUUAAGAGUUUAUCAGAAGGCCACAUCAAAGUGGUUCCCGCCAUCAGUCCGUCCCCUGGCAGGAGAGCAUCCCGUGAAGCUGUAGCCACCACAAGCCCAUCACCCAGUAGGAGAGCAUCCCGUAAAGCUUCAUCUUCCACCAGCCCAUCCCCCAGCAGGAGGGCAUCCCGUAAAGCUACUCCUGCCAGCAGUCUGUCCCCUGACAGGUUAUCCCGUAAAGCCACAUCCCCAGCUGAAAAACUUUCCAUUAGUUUUUCUCCAGAAAGAAAAUCAUCUAGGAGGUCUUCAUCUUUGCUUCCCACAAGUUUGUCACUGGAAAGAAGGUCCAUUGAGCCAGAUAAUCCCUCUACCCCAUCUCAUGCAACAACUCCUAGUACAAACUCUUCAGAAAAAUCCUGUGCUGUGACACCUGACACCAGCCCCUCUCCAGCGAGGAGGUCCCGUGCAGCAACUCCUGGUAGAGGCUCUUCAGCAGAAUCCCAGGCUGUGACCCCUGUCACAAGUCCCUCUCCAGCAAGGAGGUCCCGUACAGCAACUCCUGGUACAGUGUCUUCAGCAGAAUCCCAUGCGGCAGAGGUUGCAGCAAGUCCCUCUCCAGCAAGGAGGUCCCGUGCUGUGACCCCUGCCAUGAGCCGCUCUCCAGCGAGGAGGUCCCGUGCUGCAACCCCUGUCACGAGUCCCUCUCCAGCAAGGAGGUCCCGUACAGCAACUCCUGGUACAGUGUCUUCAGCAGAAUCUCAUGAGGCAGAAGUUGCAGAAAGUUCCUCUCCAGCAAGGAGGUUCCGUGCUGUGACUCCUGCCAUGAGCCCCUCUCCAGUGCGGAGGUCCCGUGCGGCAACUCCUAGUACAGGCUCUUCAGCAGAAUCGCAGGCUGUGACCCCUACAGUGAGCCCCUCUCCAGCAAGGAGGUCCCGUGCUGUGACCCCUGCCACGAGCCCCUCUCCAGUGAGGAGGUCCCGUGCGGCAACUCCUAGUACAGGCUCUUCAGCAGAAUCGCAGGCUGUGACCCCUACAGUGAGCCCCUCUCCAGCAAGGAGGUCCCGUGCUGUGACCCCUGCCACGAGCCCCUCUCCAGUGAGGAGGUCCCGUGCGGCAACUCCUAGUACAGGCUCUUCAGCAGAAUCGCAGGCUGUGACCCCUACAGUGAGCCCCUCUCCAGCAAGGAGGUCCCGUGCUGUGACCCCUGCCACGAGCCCCUCUCCAGUGAGGAGGUCCCGUGCGGCAACUCCUAGUACAGGCUCUUCAGCAGAAUCGCAGGCUGUGACCCCUACAGUGAGCCCCUCUCCAGCAAGGAGGUCCCGUGCUGUGACCCCUGCCACGAGCCCCUCUCCAGUGAGGAGGUCCCGUGCGGCAACUCCUAGUACAGGCUCUUCAGCAGAAUUGCAGGCUGUGACCCCUACAGUGAGCCCCUCUCCAGCAAGGAGGUCCCGUGCUGUGACCCCUGCCACGAGCCCCUCUCCAGCGAGGAGGUCCUAUGCUGUGACCCCUGCCACGAGCCCCUCUCCAGUGAGGAGGUCCCGUGCGGCAACUCCUAGUACAGGCUCUUCUGCAGAAUCGCAGGCUGUGACCCCUACAGUGAGCCCCUCUCCAGCAAGGAGGUCCCGUGCUGUGACCCCUGCCAUGAGCCCCUCUCCAGCAAGGAGGUCCUAUGCUGUGACCCCUGCCACGAGCCCCUCUCCAGUGAGGAGGUCCCUUGCGGCAACGUCUAGUACAGGCUCUUCAGCAAAAUUGCAGGCUGCGACCCCUACAGUGAACCCCUCUCCAGCAAGGAGGUCCCGUGCUGUGACACCUGCCACGAGCCCCUCUCCAGUGAGGAGGUCCCGUGCGGCAACUCCUAGUACAGGCUCUUCAGCAGAAUCGCAGGCUGUGACCCCUACAGUGAGCCCCUCUCCAGCAAGGAGGUCCCGUGCUGUGACCCCUGCCACGAGCCCCUCUCCAGCAAGGAAGUCCUAUGCUGUGACCCCUGCCACGAGCCCCUCUCCAGUGAGGAGGUCCCGUGCGGCAACUCCCAGUACAGGCUCUUCAGCAGAAUCGCAGGCUGUGACCCCUACAGUGAGCCCCUCUCCAGCAAGGAGGUCCCGUGCUAUGACCCCUGCCAUGAUCCCCUCUCCAGCAAGGAGGUCCUAUGCUGUGACCCCUGCCACAAGCCCCUCUCCAGUGAGGAGGUCCCGUGCGGCAACUCCUAGUACAGGCUCUUCAGCAGAAUUGCAGGCUGCGACCCCUACAGUGAACCCCUCUCCAGCAAGGAGGUCCCGUGCUGUGACCCCUGCCACGAGCCCCUCUCCAGUGAGGAGGUCCCGUGUGGCACCUCCUAGUACAGGCUCUUCAGCAGAAUCACAGGCUGUGAGCCCCUCUCCAGCAAGGAGGUCCCAUGCUGUGAUCCCUGCCACGAGCCCCUCUCCAGUGAGGUCUCGUGCUGCAACUCCUAGUACAGGCUCUUCAGCAGAAUUGCAGGCUGCGACCCCUACAGUGAGCCCCCCUCCAGCAAGGAGGUCCCGUGCUGUGACCCCUGCCACGAGCUCCUCUCCAGUGAGGAGGUCCCGUGUGGCAACUCCUAGUACAGGUUCUUCAGCAGAAUUGCAGGCUGCGACCCCUGCAGUGAGCCCCUCUCCAGCAAGGAGGUCCCGUGCUGUGCCAGCAAGGAGGUCCUAUGCUGUGACCCCUGCCACUAGCCCCUCUCCAGUGAGGAGGUCCUAUGCUGUGACCCCUGCCACGAGCCCUUCUCCAGUGAGGAGGUCCCGUGCAGCAACUCCUAGUACAGGCUCUUCAGCAGAAUCGCAGCCUGCGACCCCUACAGUGAGCCCCUCUCCAGCAAGGAGGUCCCGUGCUGUGACCCCUGCCACGAGCCCCUCUCCAGCAAGGAGGUCCUAUGCUGUGACCCCUGCCACGAGCCCUUCUCCAGUGAGGAGGUCCCGUGCGGCAACUCCUAGUACAGGCUCUUCAGCAGAAUUGCAGGCUGCGACCCCUGCAGUGAGCCCCUCUCCAGCAAGGAGGUCCCGUGCUGUGCCAGCAAGGAGGUCCUAUGCUGUGACCCCUGCCACUAGCCCCUCUCCAGCGAGGAGGUCCUAUGCUGUGACCCCUGCCACGAGCCCUUCUCCAGUGAGGAGGUCCCGUGCAGCAACUCCUAGUACAGGCUCUUCAGCAGAAUCGCAGCCUGCGACCCCUACAGUGAGCCCCUCUCCAGCAAGGAGGUCCCGUGCUGUGACCCCUGCCACGAGCCCCUCUCCAGCAAGGAGGUCCUAUGCUGUGACCCCUGCCACGAGCCCUUCUCCAGUGAGGAGGUCCCGUGCGGCAACUCCUAGUACAGGCUCUUCAGCAGAAUUGCAGGCUGCGACACCUACAGUGAGCCCCUCUCCAGCAAGGAGGUCUCGUGCUGUGACCCCUGCUGCGAGCCCCUCUCCAGUGAGGAGGUCCCGUGCGGCAACUCCUGGUACAGGCUCUUCAGCAGAAUUGCAGGCUGCGACCCCUACAGUGAGCCCCUCUCCAGCAAGGAGGUCUCGUGCUGUGACCCCUGCUGCGCGCCCCUCUCCAGUGAGGAGGUCCCGUGUGGCAACUCCUAGUACAGGCUCUUCAGCAGAAUUGCAGGCUGCGACCCCUGCCGUGAGCCCCCCUCCAGCAAGGAGGUCCCAUGCUGUGACCCCUGCCAUGAGCCCCCCUCCAGCAAGGAGGUCCCGUGCUGUGACCCCUGCCAUGAGCCCCCCUCCAGCGAGGAGGUCCCGUGCUGUGACCCCUGCCACGAGCCCCUCUCCAGUGCGGAGGUCCCAUGUGGCAACUCCUAGUACAGGCUCUUCAGCAGAAUCGCAGGCUGUGACCCCUACAGUGAGCCCCUCUCCAGCAAGGAGGUCCCGUGCUGUGACCCCUGCCAUGAGCCCCUUUCCAGCGAGGAGGUCCCGUGCUGCAGAGCAGUCCUUUGCAAAAGCUCCAGGUAGAGAUUCUUCCCCCGAAUCCAGUAAAACUCGUACGAGCUCCUCACCAGGCAGGAAGCGCAGUGCAUCAGAGAAGUCCCUUACAGCGACUCCUGGCACCAUCUCCUUCCCAGAAUCACAAAUGGUCGCCCCACCUAAAAGUCCUUUGCCAGCUGAGAGGUCUCCUGCACGGGUUCCAGGCAUGAGCCUUUCACCAGAAUUGCAUGUGACCCUGGUGCGGCGGUCUCGUGGGUCUGCCACGAGCCCUUCCUCGGUGCGGAGGUCCCAUGCGUCUCCCUUGGCUACGAGCCUUUCACUAGUAAAAAGCCAGUCCUCACAAGCCUCAGUAAUGAUCGAUAAAAGUCCAUCACCAGUCAGGAGUGCUGCAAUAGCUACCUUAACUCCACAGAGGUCUCGCUUGGUUUCACCUGCCACAAAUCCAUCGCCAGCACUGAGUUCCCAAGUAGGAACAUCUGAACAUUCUUCAGGAGAGUGGGGGUCUGUCACAGCAUCUGAGACAAAGUUGUCUAAAAGAAAGUCCUCAGUAAAAUCUUUGGCUAAACGUCGUUCACGAGGAAGAUCCCUUGGAGUAGCCAAGCCAGCUAAAAGUCCAGUAGCAAGAAGGUCUGCAGUGUUGCCUAGCAUGAGUCACUUGCUUGUAACUGGUUCCAUUAUAAAAACUCCCAAGACCUUUUCAGUAGGAAAAAUGUAUUUUUCUGCUUCCAAGAGUCUAUCUGAAAGCACGACAACAGAAGAAACGCUAGUUAAGCGUUCAUCACGAAGACCAUCCCAAGCAGUAACAAGAGUUACAAGUCCAACUGGAAGGAAGUCUGCAGCAUCACCUGCUAAAAGUUCCUCACCUGAAAAAUCUCUUGGAAUACCCAGUGGUCGGCUGGCAGGGAAAAGAUCCCUUAAAGAAACUGCAAGUCCAUUGCUUAAAAGCAUGUCUGCACCAGACUCUCUCGCUACAGUUUCACCAGGAAGAUCUGUUGUGUCUUCUAGUAACAUGUCAAAUCUAAGAAGAUCUGCAUCUCUGCCCACCGUAAGUCCAACAGGAGGGUCUCUUCCAACAGUGCCCACCACGAGCCUAUUGCCUGGGAGAAGGUCCUCUUCUGAAAGCUCUCCAGGGAGGAAAUCCCUUGUUGAAAAACGUAGCCAGCGUCUCACAGUUGAGCAUACAACUGUAAAAGCUCCAAAAAGCCCCUCUACUGGAAUGAGGUCCAUUUCUGCACUUGGUAGAGUUUCAUCGGCUGGAAGGAAGUCUACAACAUAUUUACCUGCUAAAAGUCCAUCGCCAGAAAAGAGUUCAUUUACUGUAACACCUACUACGCGUCCAUUACCAAGGAGGUCACGUGCAGGUGCUACUCCAGAGACUCUGUCAGUUGAGUGCAAGGUGUUGGAAACAUGUACUGCAACAAAUCUGUCUGCAGUGAAGAGUUCUAAGAUGGUAACGCGUACCUUUUCACCAGAAAGUAAAUUGCAUGUAGUAGCAGCUGUCCUUGACCAGACUCCAAAAGCUUCUCAAAGACUCUCAAGAGGAAGGAAGUCUCUUAAAAGGACACCUGCUUCAUCACGGCGAUCUGCAGGAAAGUCCCAUACAGUGAGGCGGUCUUCUGGUGCACUUGCCACAAUACUAUCACUGCAAAAUGAAGAUGAAUUGGCAUUGCAGGUUACAAUGAAAUCAUUGAAUCUGUCGCAGGAAGGACAGCAUUCUGAAACACAGCCUAUGAAAAGUUCAGCUAAAAGGUCUAGUUCUUACUCUUCAUCAGAAAGUCCUUUAUUAGAAAAGUCUGUUAAAGCAGUUCGUAGUAAAAGUUCUGAACCAGAAAGAAAAUCUCUCUCCAUCGUUCCUGCCAAGAGUCUGAUACAUGGGAGGAGGUCCAUGGGGGAGGUGAAUGCAAAGAAGCUGCAUGGUACACUUUCUGCUACAAAAACUCCAGUAAGGGGCAGAAGGUCUCUUGGGGUUGACCCUGUUAAGAGCCAAUUAAGUGGAAGAAAGCUGUUGACUUCAGUCAAUGGCCCAUUGCAAGUUAGACUGUCAUUGGCUGCAGAUCCCAAAACCUUAGCUGCUCCUGUCAAGGGUCUUAAGCGAAGCAGGUCUCUGACUGUGGUAGCCGUAAACAAGGGUCCAUUACAUAAAAAAGUAGGGGCAAGAACUCCUGUACAGAGCCAGCCCCUCAAAUCUCUUGAAGGGUCAGUAAAGAGUACAGUUGAAAAACUGACGUCUGUUCCAGACAAGGGCAGAGUGCAGAGCAAGAGGUCUCUCUCUGCUCCUGAAAGAAGCCCAUCAGCAAAGAGGAUAUCUGGAACAGUAGGUCUGUCUAACCACCAGAGCUGUGUGUCAGCUGAAGUGACUGAAAAGAUGACUGCUAGGAAAAGUUUCAGAAAUAGUUCAUCAGUGACACCGUCCCUGAAAAGCUCUGCCAGAACAUCAUAUCCUUCCGAUGGUACUCCUUCUGUACAAGGUCGCUUUUCUGUGUCGCGAGUAAGCACACCUGCUUCAGAAGAUAAAGAACUAAAGAAUCGUGAACUUUUAAAACAUCUGGAAGAUUUGACUCCAACAGUUAAUAUGAUCUUGAGUAAAAGCCCACAUUCAGAAUCCGAGUUGCAGUCAAGAAACCGAAGAAAAAGUACAAGGGAGACUGCUGUUCGAAGAAGUGGUGUUAACACUGCUAAAGUUUCAGCUCCUAGCUCCUGGGCAGAUGUUGUGAAGUUUGGAAUUGCAAAAAUGCAAGAAAAGAUGAAACCAGAUGUUAAACAUGGGCUGAAGAUAAAGGCUGCUAAGAGAGUACCUCUUAGGAGCAAGACUCCAAAGAAAGUUAAAGGACAUGUCAGUACAGGACAUGCAGACUCUCCUGCAACUAUUAUCAUUGGCAGAGCUCAUAGAACUACAACAGAAAUGGUUGGAAGAGCCCCAAGAAUAGUACGGAAUUUGUCUAUAAAGCAAAACAUGCUAACAAAUGAAAGUUUCACAGGUCUUUCUGAAAUGUUUGCUACUCCUGUGAACAAGAAAUCCGAGAAAGUCUCAGAAAUUUCUAGCAUAGCUGUGAUGGAAACUGUGCAUCCAGUAGCUGAAUAUUCAAUAACUAAUACUCCUGAAGGAUCAGGAGAAAUGUCAGUGUCGCCCUUGAGUACCCCUGGUACUGGAAGACGUGGAAGAUUUAAUCGGGAUGCUGUUGCUCGUCUUAUGGGAAACAGUUUACAUUCAUCUGCUAAUAAACAGAAUGAUGCAACAGAGUCUUCUACCAAGAAGACUUCAAAAGCAACAGCUUCUGAAGAGAAAAGUCCUGGGGAAAAUCUAUUUAGGGUAAAGAGGAUAGCAAAAACUCCAAGACAGAAAUAUGAACCUGUUAGUGACCUGGCUGGGUUGAAAAGAGAGGUUAAAAGACUGUUGAAAACACCCAGACAGAAGAGUGAUCCAGUGGUUGACCUAGUUGGGAUUAAAAGGCUUUUAAAAACACCAAAACAUAAAGAGCAAGUGAUAAGCCUUGUUGGACUAAAAGCACUGUUGAGAACACCUAAGCAAAAAGGAAAGCCUGUAGAAGAUGUGUUUGGCCUAAAGCGGCUACUGCAAACACCGAAAGAGAAGGUAAAGCCUGUGGAAGACUUGGUUGGACUUAAAAGACUGUUGAGAACUCCCAAGGAAAAAGGACUGCCUUUGGAAGACAUGACUGGUAUUAAAAGGCUACUGAGAACGCCAAAGCAAAAAACAGAGCCAGUGGAAGAUAUGGUGGGCUUAAGCAGAAUAAUGAAAACGCCGAAACAGAAAGUUGUGUUAAAGGAUGAUUUCACUGGAUUACAGAAGCUGAUGGCAGUUCCCAAGCAAAAGCUUCCGGCUGCUGAAACUGACUAUAGUGGUUUUGAAUUGCUCUUUGGCAGUCCAGUGGAAAAAGAGGUGACUUCUGAAAAAAAUGCGGUGCAACUAUCUUCCACAGAAGUCGGUGACUUGACUGCCUCUGCAGGGCAAGAAGACACCUUGCAAGUGAAGACUAAAGAUAAGUAUACCGUACUUAAAAGGUCAACUCCAGUGCGUGCUGAAAGAAAUAAAAGGCAUGGUGCAAAAGUGAUCCCUCCGACUUGCAUUCAGGAAGUUGCAGAUUCAAAUAAAUCUACAUCAGAAACUCUAAAAGAAAGUGUUCUCCGCAAGAAAUCGCAGAGAGAUGUGUCUGUGCCUGAAAGCCUUGAUUCUGUGCACGUUGAAGUUUCUAAAACAGUUACUGCAGUUACGGAGGCAGAUGGAAAGUUGGCUUGCUUGGACACUGAUAGCCAUACAGUAUCUAAUAAAGAGCUCGGAGUUGAUAUUUCACCUAAAGGAGCAAGAAGAAAAACACCAAGUAAUGUUUUACAUACUGAAACAGCAGGGUUGAAGGUCAAAAGCAGACGGACCAAAAGUAAAAUCCUUGCUGCUUCUGAUGGGAAGGAUGUUAAAGGAAGUAAAGAUCAGACUGUUACUACUGAAGCUACAGCUACACGAUCUAGGAGAGGAAAGAAAGCUGAGCCUGCAGUCUCUGCAGCUGUGAAGGAAAUGUCUGAAGGUGUUAAACUUUCUUUUAAUUUGCCUAAUUCUGGGAGUUCAGAAUUUGAAGAUACUUAUGUACAACGAUCUAAAAAACACAAGACAAAGCAAAUUACUGUUGCAAGCAAGAUUAAAGAGGCUAACCAACCUUUUGUACAGACUGAUAAGGAUGUACAUGUUGCAGAGCAGUCCAACAAAAGCAUAACUGAGCACCGUAGUGUUUCUUUUGAAAAUGAACACAUUUCAGAAAGAGAAGCAAGGUCACCCAAGCGAUCUACCAGGAGGAGGAAGAAUGACGAAAAAGGUAGUUCUGGUGGAAAGGAAAGUCUGCCAUCAGCUGACCAGCAUUCUGAAGAGCAAAAUGACCCUGUGAAAAACAUUGAGUCUAAACAAGCCACCAAGACCAAAAGAGCUGUGCUUCGUAAUAUACCUCUGGAAAGCGAGACCAUACCAGUUAACAAACUACCUCUGCAAGAAGCUAAAGUUGAUGUGGUUUUGCUGUCUAAGCAAUCAGCCAGAAGAAAAAGAACUUUGCUUCUGGAAGUUCCUUUGGAAAAUGAAGCUUUAGUGCUUGACCAACUUCCUUUGCAGCCAGCUGAAGCCAGCUCUAAGAAUGCAAUACUGUCUGAGAGAUCAACCAGGGGAAAUAGAUCAACCAGGGGAAAUAGAUCAGAGUCUCAGAAAAUUACUAUGGAACAUGAAACUGAGAUGGCUAUUGAAAAACCUCCACAGUCAGAAGCAGAUGCUGCUGGCAAUGAAGUGAUUCCAUUACCCAAGAGAGCCACCAGAGGAAAAAGAGAGGAACUUCAGAGUGUUCCCUUGGAAAGCAAGACCGUCAUAGCUGCUGUUCAACUUCCCCUGCAGGCAAGAAGUGCUGCAGGUAACUGUGAGAUGGUGGUCUCCUCUAAAAGAGCUAUUAAAGGAAAAAUAGAGCUUCCACUGCAGCUGCUUACUGCUGACAGUGGAGUUAUUUCAUCAAAACGGUCUACUAGAGGAAAAAGAGGUGAACUUUUGAAUAUUCCUUUGGAUAAUGAAACUGUAAGCACUGAUGCGCUUCCUGUGCAGGUGGUUACUGUUGCUGAUAGUGAGGGGAGUUCCUCUAAAAAAUCUACCCGAAGAAAAAGAACAGAUCUUCAGAACAUUUCUUUGGAAAGUGAUACCAUAACCAUCAGUGACAGACUUGCACCAGUGGUUGCAGCUGCUCUGGAAAAUGUGACUUCUAAACGAUCCACCAGAGGUAAGAAAGCUGAGCUUCAGCAUAUUGUGGAAAGUGAGCCUGUAGGUGCCCUUGAUCAGCUUUCAGUGCAGGCAGCUAUUCCUGUGACUGAGAUAUCCAUUAAACGAACUACAAGAAGCAAAAAAAGGGAACUUCGGAGCAGUCCAUCAGAAAGUGAGAAACCGGAGGAUGCUUUUUUGCAGUCUGUGCAAACACAGAAAGCGGAAUCUGUUGAAAAUGUUGCCUCAUAUAAACGGUCCGCUAGAGGCAAGAAGACUGCAUUUCAUUGUGGUCCUGUUGGCCCUGAGACUUUAACACCAGCUAACCAACUUUCUGUCAAGGAAGCCACGUUCUCCAGACAUUCUUUAGGAGACAAAGCAAGACAAAUGGGGGAUAAUGUGGCUGCAGAUAAUUUGCAGAAAAAAGGCAAGUUCCGGAAUGUGAUUAGGCAAGAUAAAGAUAACUGGGACACAAUUCCAAUUUCACAGAUUUUUGAAACCGAAGAAAGACAUCUGGUUCCAUCUAAAACUAAGUCUGUACAGUGGCACCAUUCAGUAACAGACUCUAACACCACUGAUAUUCACAAGUCUGGAACCGAAGUAGAGAGAUCUGAAUUUAAAAGAUCACCACGAGGCAAGUUUAGUAACACAGGAGGUAUGGACAUAAAGUCUAAAUACAGUGAAUAUAAAUUAUCCCACAGUAAGUCUUCACAAAGAAGAAAACGGGAAGCUGAGGAGGAUGUUCUGGUGCCAGCAAAACGACCAAGGGUGGGAAAAUUGGAUAAAGACUCAACUGCUGAAGUGCCUGCUACACCCAAGUCUCAAGUUAAAAGUGCACAUAGUGGCAAGGAUUUGUCUCUUGUGAAAGAAUACGUGGCACAUGGUACUAACCUGCAGCUCUCUCAGAGUGAAUCUCGUGAAAGUUUAAAUACAUCAAGUGCAGAUAGUGAAGAUACAAUGCAAGGAAGCAAGUCUUUGAGGCGUAGGAUGGCAGGAAGUAGGAAAACUGAAGUUAGUCCAUCAAAAGCAAGGAUUGUAACCACACAUUCAAGAAGGCUUCCAAGGGGAAAAAUGAAUAGACACCCUUUAACACAUGAAGCAGAAAAAUCUUCCAGUAUGGCUGUUACAACUGAAUCCCAUGCGGAGAUUACUACGAAGCCAGUAGUUGGGAAAGGUGAAGUAGAAAGAAGUGGCUUUAAGGGUGAUAAAUUGCAGCCUAAAUUAGUAGGAGAGGAAGAGGGACUGCUGCUGAGCAAGUCUGAUUCUAAGAUGGGCCCUGUAGAAACAAAACUGAAGCAGAUAACAUCUGAAACUCUUGUUGCAUUUUCUAUUUCUGGUAGCCCAAAACUUACUAGAAAGAGGGAUGCUUCUCAGAAUAAAGUAGAGAGCCAGGAAACGAAACCUAUUUCUAGUAGAGUAACCACAGGAAUAGAUGGACAAAUUGCAGGUUUCAGUAGGCAAGAAUCUGUUGCAAGUGGAGAGGAGCAAAACAUUCAGGCUGAAUUUAAUAAAAGAAGCAAAUGCAAUAAACCUACACGUGGGGGGGGGGAAGCAGUCUCUGAUUUGUCAAGUUCUGCAAAAGUAUCCGAAUACAGACUUAAAAAUACUCCAAGGAGGGGUUUGCGUGCAAGAGCUUUUGGUGAACAGGAAGGCACUGCUACCAUUGCUGCCUCUGAAGUAGCAGAAUCAGCUAAGAAUACUGAAACUACUUUAAGACAAGAUGAGAGUAGGCAUGGAAAAUACAUCCGAUCUUCAAAGUAUUCCAGCAUUGGUGCUAGUCCUACAUCGGUAAAUCUGACAAAAGGUGAUGUGUCUGAGAGCUUAGAUUCUAGUGAAGUAGCACCCAGAAGAGGGGGUCGACAGAGACCUCCUAUAGCAAAUGAAAUGGAACAGAAGGUUAUACCAGUUAAAGAAAAUGUAGGUAAAAAAACUCGCAAGAGCAAGAAAGCUGAAAGCCACAGUACAGAUGGGCCUUUUGAAGUGCUUGAAGUAGCUCUUGAGACUAAACAAAAGGCAAAUGUAGCUGACCAAGAUAAAGCACUUUCUAAAGACUCCACUCCAUCUGUAGCAUUUCGAAGUGGCAGACGAAAACAAGCUGCUCAACAUGAGCCUGAGACUCAGCCCAGUCUCCCAAAAAAUUCAGUGAACUCUCCAAAAAGAAAUAAAGAGAAGGAUCAAACAGAAACUGGACCUGAAAUUCUAGCUGGCAUGCAGGUAAUUCCUAAAAAAAGCACUUCAAAGAGAAACCAAGAUAAGGAUGCAAAGGGAGAACAUGAAUUUCCUGCUAAAAAGUUUAAGCCAGAGGAUGAGGUCAUUCAGAGAUUGCGAGGAAAAUUGGCUACGAAGGAAAAUAUGGACAGGCAUGACAUUUCAUCUUUCACAGAACAAAGAAGGCUAAGAACAAGAGCAAAAAAGUGAACAUUUUAUUUGUAACAAGUUUUUAUCAUUUGCAUUAAAUACUGAAUCCCUUCAUGUACAGAAAAUUCUUGGGAUUAUGCUUGUGCUGGCCGUCAUUGCUGAAGGUUGCUGAUUCCGAUGUCAGUUUUUGUACAUGACGGAUUUUAAAUCUUUUAAACAUAAAAUUUUAAAGGACUUUAGCAACUCAUCUUUAAAGCUGUGGUUUAGAAGAGAUUUUACAAAAAGUGGUUAUAUGCUAAACUGUUUAAGAAACGUUAUGUAUUUUUGAUGUCAUCGUACAUUUGGCAUUUUCAGCUUAAUUUAAUUCAGGGUGUUGUAAAUAUUUCCUGUAUUUUUUCAACAUUUGUCUACCUUACAGUGGUGGUCUUUUUCAGUUGCUUGAUAUGUAUAGCUGAAAAGUUCAAUAGCUGUUUUGUAACAAAUUAAAUUUGUAAAAACAAA
Messenger RNA from Protopterus annectens (West African lungfish), 15317 nucleotides. RefSeq names its product marker of proliferation Ki-67 (gene MKI67). NCBI's taxonomy places the organism in Eukaryota, Metazoa, Chordata, Ceratodontiformes, Protopteridae. Bases 336 to 14876 code for a protein of 4846 amino acids. Gene Ontology annotation, molecular function: protein binding. The transcript is spliced from 17 exons. The record is from RefSeq and is a predicted model, not a curated record. Gene Ontology annotation, biological process: regulation of chromosome segregation; regulation of mitotic nuclear division. Gene Ontology annotation, cellular component: chromosome; nucleus.